UCAGCCUGCUCCUCCACCCGCGCCGCCUGCUCCCGGUUCUCGGCCCCGGCACGCCGGCUUCCAAGUGGCCAUGGGUGGCGGGGGGCCAGCGGUGUAGUCCGCCAGUCUUGGACCCGCGUCCCGCACCCUGACAGUCCCGUAGGCAUUUGAUGUGGAUUAUCUGUGGAUGGAUUGUGCACAGCACUUAUGGGAGGAGCUUUCCGUCAAUCAGAAGUCUGAGAUACAAUUCACAGAGCCAUGGGGGUGUUGAUGUCCAAGCGGCAGACAGUGGAGCAGGUGCAGAAGGUGAGCCUGGCUGUGUCUGCCUUCAAGGAUGGGCUACGGGACAGGCCUUCCAUCCGACGCACAGGUGAGCUUUCAGGGUCCCACCAUGGCACUGUAGAGGGCUCUGUGCAGGAGGUACAGGAGGAGAAAGAAGCAGAGGCAAGCACCCCAGCGCUCCAAGAAGAGAGCAGCAGCAACCGUGCAGCCUGGGAGAGGCUCCGAGACGGGCGUGGAGUGGAGCCUGAGGAGUUUGACAGGAACAGUCGUUUCACUCCCCCUGCCUUCAUCCGCCCCACCCGGAAGCUGGAUGAUGACAAGCCUCCAGAUAUCUGCUUGGAACCCAGAGAGCCUGUUCUCAACGAUGAGAUGUGUGAUGUCUGUGAGGUCUGGACAGCCGAGAGCCUCUUCCCAUGCAGGGUCUGCACCAGGGUUUUUCACGAUGGAUGCCUGCGACGCAUGGGCUAUAUCCAAGGAGACGGUGCACCAGAGGUGACCAAGAUGGCACACACGGAAACAGGCUGGAGCUGCCACUACUGUGAUAACCUCAACUUACUGCUAACUGAGGAGGAAAUGUAUAGCCUCACAGAGACCUUUCAGCAGUGUAAAGUCAUCCCUGAUUGUUCCCUGACAUGGGAAGACUUCCUGCGCUACCGCCACCAAGCAGCAAAGCGGGGGGACAGUGACAGAUCUCUAAACCAGGAGCAAGAGGAGCAGGUGGCCCGCCAGUUUGCAGCCCUGGACCCUGAUCAUCGAGGACACAUAGAGUGGCCUGACUUCUUGUCCCAUGAGUCCCUCCUCCUCCUGCAGCAAUUGCGUCCCCAGAACUCUCUGUUAAGGCUUCUGACUGUCAAGGAGCGGGAACGAGCCCGAGCCACCUUCCUGGCUUGGGGUAGUGGGAGCACCAUCAGUGAGGCAGAGUGCCGCCAUGCACAGCACUCUUGGUUCUGCAAACGCCUCCCAGAGGCUCCUUCCUCCAGUGUCAGCAUCAGCCACGUGGGUCCCAUAGCAGACAGCAGCCCAGCCAGCAGCAGCAGCAAGAGUCAGGACAAGGCCCUUCUGCCCACAGAGCAUGAAUCCAGAUCUGUGGACUGGCCUACCUUCCUGCAGGAGAAUGUCAUCUACAUCUUGGCUGCUCGCCCAAACAGUGCAGCCAUUCACCUGAAACCCCCAGGAUAGAAUGGAGUAGAGAAGCUCAAUUCGGGGACAGUGGCUUUCUCUCCUUUUCCUUUCUCCCUUUCUCCCACCAGCCUGUGGUACUGAGACUUAAGAGGAUGGAACACUGCCAGCAUCUCAAUUUGUCAGCAAGCUUUAUGGCACUGAAAUCACCAUUCACCUCACAACAGAGGCAGUAAAUGCAUUGCCACAGGGAGAAGCCCUGGGAGCUGUGGCAGCAACCAGUCCUGGAAACACACACCCCCACCCUCACAUGAUAGACUGGGCCUGCCACGGCACGGAUAUGUGGGCACACUCACCCACAUACACUCCUAGCUGUCCAUGCCUUCAGACACCUCGUCCUUUUGGUUUACCAUUAUGGUUUAAGAAUGUCCAAAGUUGCUUUGAGAAGCUGCUGAUAUAGAUGAGGGCGUCUCAACUCACCCUAUUCUGUUGGCCAGUUCCAGUUCCAUGAGAUAAGACCCUGACCGAGUGAUUCUUAAUAAGGGGCCUAUCAGAUUCACAUGCUCUCCUGGAAAUACUGACAGGCUCCAUUUUCCCCCCCUUGAAAAUCCCUUCUGUGGUGAGCCACUGUUCUGGUAGGUGUGUGUUAUAUCCCUUAGACGUGUUGGGGUGGGAAAAUGGUUCAGAACCACCACUGCAUUUUAGCCCAUUAUUUAUUUAAAUUGCAAUUCCUGGUAACAGAGAAGGUAACUAGUCUGUGGAAUCCUAAUUAGGAAAGGGAGAGGCAGUCCCUCCCAGGGACCCAGAAGUCUAGAACUUCUCAGCCAGGACAUUCAAGCCAAAAAGUCUUUAGAAGAACAAUCAAAAUCAAAGUGAACCAUCCUGGCCCUUGUUUUACAGAUGUGAGCACAUGACCCACAGUCUAAGGGUCCCUAAUGGAACAAGUAUGAUGGCAGGAGUUAUAGCCCUCUGCAUUAGAUGCUUCACCUAAAUUAGCUACCGCAGAGAACUAAAGCCUGGGCUCCAGUGAGGACAAGGUCUCGAUGGAAAAGAACAGGAGAAAGCCAAUCCUUUUCCAUCCUUCCAGUUCAGCUCAACUGUAGACCUUGAACAGUGUGCCAUUGAACGGAGAACAAAGCCAGCCUCUUCACCAGCCCAACAAAGGGCAGCUCCACAGCUCUGAGCAGGGACUCCUUUCAACCACCCUGACAAUGAAGAUAAGAGGCAGGAGCUAAGGAGAAGAUUUGCUUCUCAGCUCUCAAGCAGAUAAAGUCCUAGCAAAUCCUCACAGGAGGCAGUUUUCCCUUCUCCCCAGUCACUGAGACAAGGCCUGAGUCGCUACUUCUCCCCACUGUUAACUACAUGUUCUUCCCCACCAGGCUAAGGCCUGGGCCUAGAAUGGGAGGACUCUGGGGACAGGCAUCCUGUACCCACAACACUUGACCUCUAAGUCCGAGCUAUCCUAAGUUCUCAAGUCAGUGCAUGCUGUGGAUCAGCCCGGGCCCUUGGGUUCAGGUCUCUGUUUCUAACCUAAUGACAGGUUUAGCCAGAUAUGACUACCAAGAGUUAUUUGAGAGGGGGGUGGUUCAGUCAUGCAGAAGCUAACAUGUCACUAUUGCUCAAAUAACUUGUACUAAAUAGAGUAUUUACAGAAGCAGCAGCAUACAGCUCAGUGUCAAGAUGCUCAGGAGAAAGCGGGGAGCUACAACCAGGAGUGUGGUAUAUGGUCUCCUCCUGCAGAAACUGAGCUGGAAGCAGAGUGAGAAGCUUCUGGAGUUGGAUUAUUUAGGACCGAAAUGAAGCAGACAGAAGACGAAUCUGGGUUCGUGUAUAUGACCCCGAACAUUUCAAAACACUUUCGGUAAAUAUUCCUUAGCCAUACUGUCAGGACUGAUAAAUAGGAGGGGUCAUUAUGCAGUCCAGCCAAAAAAAAAAAA
This is a messenger RNA of Pteronotus mesoamericanus, 3317 nucleotides long. RefSeq names its product PHD finger protein 24 (gene PHF24). The transcript is spliced from 9 exons. Lineage: Eukaryota; Metazoa; Chordata; Mammalia; Chiroptera; Mormoopidae. Gene Ontology annotation, cellular component: cytoplasm; nucleus. Gene Ontology annotation, molecular function: transcription corepressor activity. The coding region runs from base 238 to 1440 and encodes 400 amino acids. The record is from RefSeq and is a predicted model, not a curated record.